AAAAGGAGCUAAAAUCUGCUCUGUUCCUUACUCUGCCCACUGCUAAACUUUCUAGCACUAAUUACUUCUGGGAAGGAUCGAGUGAAGCCUCAAGAGGUUGGUGGCUGGUGCCCAGGCUGAAAAGGACAUAUUGGAUCAGAACUGUGGCGCAGAUUUACUGCUGAAAGGACCAGAUCUCUAAGAAGAAACACAUUGGAAAAGUGAAAAUGGGAGGCAAUAUAUCUAUUGGUAACAUCUCAGGAAGUAAUGUUAACAUAAUGCGUCGCAUGAAAUCUGCAUCGUUGCCCCCUGGUGAUAUUCACACUGUAACAGAAGAUAUAAAGGCAACUGGAAGAAAACUUCUUACUAAAACAUUGGAAGGGAAAUAUGUGGCAAUUAUUGAAGACCUGGAAGUGUAUUUUAGUCAUGAGCAAGCUGACGGAAAGUCCUGCCAUGGGACUGAGAUAAAAGGAGAGCAAUGGGAAGAGGAAGUAUUGGGCAGAAGCAGGGAGUUGGCUCUGACUUUACAAGGGAAAGAAUUAAGUGAGGAGAAGUUACAGGAAGAAUUCAGUGGUCUAUGGGAAUCCUGUGGGUUUAAGGGUAAAAUCCUUGUCCCUGCCCCAUGGGUUUAUCAGGAGAAAUUAAAGGAAUUCAAGGCAGGAUCCAAUGCUGCCAGUCUCAUCAGCAACUCUUCUCUAUGGGCAAACUUGCCUGAGAAAUUCACUGAAUAUUUGUCCACAAAAUCUGAGAAACUUUCAGCUGAUGAGAAAAUAAAGGUAGAAAAGGUGACACAGGGUAUAGAGAAGCGAGUGAAGGAAUUCACUGAUAGGAAGAGAGAAGAGAAAAAGGAGAAUGAGACCAGUUACUAUGAGGAGGUCUCCAGUUUGAUCAGAGUAGAAAUCAGCUCCAAGUUACACAGCGACUUCCCAUUCCCAAAUGAAUUCCUUGUGUUUGUGCCAAUGUAUCUGUGCCACAGAGCUGCCCACAGCUUUGCCCAGAUCUCCCAUGAUUUCAACAAAUCCAUUGAUCCUCAGGGUCAUUUGGAAAUGAAGAGAGAAGAAUUCUUCCAGUCUUUUAAAUCCAUCUAUGCUGGAACAAAGUAACCUCAGUUGAGAUUCUUCCAUUGCUGAUCUGGAUAAUGACCAACAUAGAAAUGUUCUAAAUAUCUCUGCUUAAAUAUAUUCUAAUGCUAUAACAAAUGAUAUGCUAUGAAAGUUCCUGUAGCUCCAAUGAUUUCUCACUUACAUACAUUUUACUAUGCAUUACAUUUACUCUGCUCAUAUGGUUGAUCAAGUACUUGCUUCACCAUCAUUGCAAUAUAUCUUUAAAGAAAAAAGUGAUUUGUGUAUCCUAAUAACCAAUCACAAUAGUUGGAACACAUUCAAAAAUAAUCUGUGAUAUUCUGUGAAUUAGAUUAUAAUCAAUUUUUUUUUUCAAACUGUAUCAUCUGCUGCAAAUGUAAUGGCUCUUUAACAUAUUGUGCUAACAGUGAAGAUUCUCUGCUCCGCACUGGAUAAAUAAAGUUUCCUUCUCUGAUCAGCAAUUCA
This is a messenger RNA of Xenopus laevis (African clawed frog), 1526 nucleotides long. RefSeq lists its product as uncharacterized. The transcript has 3 exons. The record is from RefSeq and is a predicted model, not a curated record. NCBI's taxonomy places the organism in Eukaryota, Metazoa, Chordata, Amphibia, Anura, Pipidae. The coding region runs from base 207 to 1082 and encodes 291 amino acids.